AAAAUGAAAACUAUGAUCCUUCUUGGGAUACUGGGAGCCACAAUGUCAGCUCCGCUUAUUCCACAGCGCCUUAUGUCUGCAAGCAACAGCAAUGAGUUACUUCUGAAUCUUAAUAAUGCUCAGCUUCAACCAUUGCAGCUACAGGGCCCAUGGAUACCCCCUUUCCCUGUGAUUCUACAGCAGAGGCAGCAGCAGGCUCAAAUCCCAGGACUCUCCCAAUUCUCUUUGGCAAAUCUAGACUGGUUUGCUGGACUGGUCCCAAACCAGAGAGCCUUCCCAGGACAGGUCAGCUUUGCUCAAGUCACUGAGGCAAGACAGCUGGACUCACAGCCUCAGACAUCACCACAGACCCAACAGGGCCCUAAUUACGUUAUGCCCUCUUUGCUCUCCUUCAAAAUGCCUCCAGAGCAAGGACAGAUGCUCCAAUAUUAUCCAGUUUACAUGCUCCUACCCUGGGAACAAGCUCAGCAAACAGCUGCACAGUCACCUCCGCAAACAGGACAGCAGCUCUUUGAGGAACAGAUGCCAUUCUAUACUGAACUUGGAUAUGUUCCACAACAAGUAGAACCUGUUAUGCCAGGAGGACAGCAGCAACCAGUCUUUGAUCCCUUCCUAGGCACAGCUCCUGAAACUGCUGUGAUGACAGCAGAAGUGUUACCGUAUUUUCAGAAAGAAAUGAUACAGUUUAAGCACAGCAAUGGAGGAAUUUUCAUUCCUUCAACUUCACAAAAACCCAGCACAACAAAUGUUUUCACUUCUACUGUAGACCCAACUAUUACCCCAAAGGUCAUGGAAAAGAAGGCCAAGACUGAUAGCCUAAAGGAACCGUAAGGCAUUAUCCUAAUCAUUCAGAAUUUGGGAGAAAAAGAUGCAGCUGUACCUUGCAUAUUAUGUUAGGCUAUUUGCUUCCUCAAUGUUAAUGUCAGUUCUUUGGAAAAUACGUUUUGGAUCUUCUCCUGAAUUUAUUUUUACUUAAAAAUAGUAUUAUUCUCUUUAAUGUCAUAGAAAAGUAAUGCAACGAUUUAAUUAGCCUUAUCUUUACAAAAUUGUAUUUCUUUUCAAAUAUCCUCUCAUUGCAUGAUCUGAAAAGUAACAACAAGAUAAAGCUAUUUUCACUGAAUCAAUUGUACAAUUACAUUAAUAAAUGAAGGCUCUGGAAAAUAGUGGCAUCAGUGAAAAUAAAGGUAACCUGUCUUUGGA
Molecule: messenger RNA, 1200 nt
Organism: Sus scrofa (pig)
Lineage: Eukaryota; Metazoa; Chordata; Mammalia; Artiodactyla; Suidae
Gene: ODAM
Product: odontogenic, ameloblast associated
Biological process (GO): odontogenesis of dentin-containing tooth
Cellular component (GO): cytoplasm; nucleus
Source: RefSeq, marked provisional